AUGGGAAACACGGACAGUAAACUUCUCUUCAGGAAGGCGGUGAUUCAGCUCACGACUAAAACUCAGCCCGUUGAAGCCACAGACGACGCCUUCUGGGAUCAGUUCUGGGCCGACACCUCCACCACGGUGCAGGAUGUCUUCGCUCUGGUGCCGGCGGCCGAGAUCCGAGCCGUCAGAGAAGAGUCUCCGUCCAACCUGGCCACGCUCUGCUAUAAGGCCGUGGAGAGGUUGGUCCAGGGCGCGGACUCGGGCUGCCCCUCUGAGAGCGAGCGUCACAUCGUGCUGAACUGCUCCCGCCUGCUCACGCGCAUCCUGCCGUACAUCUUCGAGGAUGCUGACUGGCGAGGCUUCUUCUGGUCCACGGUGCCCGGAGCAGGCAGAGCCGGGCGUUUGGACGACGAUGGCGAAGAUGACGAUGAAGCUCGGCCACUGGCUGAGUCGCUGCUGAUGGCCAUCGCCAACCUUCUCUUCUGCCCGGAUUUCACUGUCCAGAGGCACAAGAAGAGCGCGGACCAAGUGGAGGACGUGCGCUCCAUCGACAGCUGUGAGUACAUCUGGGAGGCCGGCGUCGGCUUCGCUCAGGCUCCGCCUCUCAACUACGUCCACGACCUCAACAGGACGGAGUUGCUGAAGCUGCUGCUCACCUGUUUCUCUGAGGCCAUGUACCUUUCUCCGUCCACUGAGAGUAAAACCCUCAACCCCUGGGUCACCUUUUUCUGCUCCGUGGAAAACAGACACGCCCUCCCUCUCUUCACCUCCCUGCUUAACGUGGUGUGUGCCUACGACCCCGUGGGCUACGGCAUCCCGUACAACCACCUGCUGUUCUCCGACUACCGGGAGCAGCUGGUGGAGCAGGCGGUGCAGAUCCUGAUCGUCACCCUGGAGCACGAGGCCGGGUCGUCCACAGGCUCCGCCCUGCUGGCCCUGGACGCCACCGCAGCCGCCACAGCCGAGGAGGAGCAGGAGCCGACGGGACCUGAUAACCUCUUUGUGAACUAUCUGUCCAGGAUCCACAGAGAAGAGGACCUGGGCUUCAUCCUGAAGGGUCUGGCCCGACUGCUCAGUAAUCCUCUGGUCCAGACCUACCUGCCUCGGUCCGCCAAGAAGAUCCAGUUCCACCAGGAGCUGCUGAUCCUCUUCUGGAAGUUCUGCGACUUCAACAAGAAAUUCCUGUUCUUCGUGCUGAAGAGCAGUGAUGUGCUGGACAUGCUGGUUCCCAUCCUGUUCUACCUGAACGAUGCCAGAGCAGAUCAGUCUCGUGUCGGCCUCAUGCACAUCGGUGUGUUCAUCCUCCUGCUGCUGAGUGGAGAGAGGAACUUUGGAGUUCGCCUGAACAAACCGUACACACUUCCUGUUCCUAUGGACAUUCCUGUCUUCUCAGGAAACCACGCCGACCUGGUCAUUGUGGUCUUUCACAAAAUCGUGACCAGUGGUCACCAGCGCCUGCAGCCUCUCUUCGACUGUCUGCUCACCAUCAUAGUGAACAUUUCUCCGUAUCUGAAGAGCCUAUCCAUGGUGGCGGCCAACAAGCUGCUCCACCUCCUGGAGGCCUUCUCCACACCCUGGUUCCUCUUCUCCUCCAUCCAGAACCACCACCUGGUCUUCUUCCUGCUGGAGGUCUUCAACAACAUCAUCCAGUAUCAGUUUGAUGGUAACUGUAACCUGGUGUACGCCAUCAUCCGCAAGAGGAACGUCUUCCACCAUCUGGCCAACCUGCCGUCAGACGAGGCGUCCAUUCAGAAGGCCCUGCAGAAGAAGAAGAGGUCGCCCCGGGUCUCCAGGGCCAACUCGGCAGAGGGCGAGUCCAUGGAGGGCUCCACACCGGCUGUACCUGCGGAGCCCGGGUCGUUCAAAAUCAGCCUAGAGGCCACUCCGGGAAUCGAUAAGAUAACGGAGAAGUCUCUGGUGACAGAGAACGGCUCCGUGGUCGCUCUCCCACAUCCGGACCCCCCGCAGGUGGCUGCAGAUAACGGAGCCCCAGCCGGAGCCAGCGAUACCGAGUCCAACUCGGAGCGAGACCACGAGAUCCUCACAGAGUCCGAAUCCACGAGGAGUCGCCUGUCGUCAGAGACCGGCGUCGCUAAUCCAGACUGGGUGCUGUCGUGGAAGGCGAAACUUCCUCUGCAGACCAUCAUGCGGCUGCUGCAGGUGCUGGUUCCUCAGGUGGAGAAGAUUUGCAUCGACAAGGGUUUGACCGACGAGUCAGAGAUCCUGAAGUUCCUCCAGCACGGGACGCUGGUCGGCCUCCUGCCCAUCCCUCAUCCCAUCCUCAUCAGGAAGUACCAGGCCAACGCCGGCACGGCCAUGUGGUUCCGCACGUACACCUGGGGAGUCAUUUACCUACGCAACUUGGAUCCUCCCAUCUGGUACGACACGGACAUCCGGCUGUUUGAUAUCCAGAGGAUUUAG
Messenger RNA from Limanda limanda (common dab), 2409 nucleotides. RefSeq names its product HID1 domain containing b (gene hid1b). Gene Ontology annotation, cellular component: Golgi medial cisterna; Golgi trans cisterna; membrane. NCBI's taxonomy places the organism in Eukaryota, Metazoa, Chordata, Actinopteri, Pleuronectiformes, Pleuronectidae. Bases 1 to 2409 code for a protein of 802 amino acids. The transcript has 19 exons. The record is from RefSeq and is a predicted model, not a curated record.